Messenger RNA from Didymella exigua CBS 183.55, 1224 nucleotides. RefSeq lists its product as uncharacterized. Bases 1 to 1224 code for a protein of 407 amino acids. NCBI's taxonomy places the organism in Eukaryota, Fungi, Ascomycota, Dothideomycetes, Pleosporales, Didymellaceae. The transcript has 2 exons. The record is from RefSeq and is a predicted model, not a curated record. Gene Ontology annotation, molecular function: protein binding.
AUGACUUCAACAUUUACUAGACUCGCCCUCUUGCUAGCUGCUUUGGUGCCCCUCGGAGAGGCAGCGCCGUCGCUCCCGAAGGACAUCAAUAAGCACCAGCAACACGCAACGGGAAAAGCUGUGUAUUUCAUCACAAACGAAGCGCAAAAUGCUGUCGUAGCACUCCCAAUUCAACGUAAUGGUAGCCUUGCAGCGGGCAGCUCCGUCAAGACUGGCGGUGCUGGAGCAGUCAUGAUCGAAGCAGCUUCUGGAAAGCCUACGCUUCGUGAUGGUCUGUCUAGUCAGUCGGCAUUGACACGUGUUGGUAACUACAUCUUCGCUGUCAAUUCGGGCUCGAACACUGUCUCCAUGCUUGCUAUCAGUCCUGAUAACCCGACCUGCCUGAACAUGGUCGGUGAACCUGUGGCUCUCCCAGGAGAAUUUCCCAACACUGUCGCUGCAUCUGCAGAAAACCAAAUGGUAUGCGUUGCCAUGUCCGGUUCCAAGGCUGGCGUAUCCUGCGCGUCGUUCUCCCAUCAAGGAAUCGGACCCAUGGACAAUCUCCGCCUGUUCGAGAUCGGGCAAACCACGCCACCGAAGGGUCCUCUCAACACUGUCUCACAGGCUUUGUUCUCAGCCGACGGUACGAAGCUUUUUACAAUGGUAAAGGGCGACCCAACGGUCAACAACACCGGGUUUAUGUCUACGUUCGACGUCCAACGUAAAGGCCAGGGUCCGGCAACACUCGGUACGAAAGACAACCGCAUGUCACCAAACGGAACAGCUGUAUUGUUCGGCACAACCCGGAUACCUGGCAGCCACUCGCUAUUCACAACCGAUGCUUCCUUCGGUGCUGCAGUCAUUGGCUUCGAUACGAAAGGCCAGGCCACCGUCGCGGGUGCGGGAAAGAUCACCGGCCAGAAGGCGACCUGCUGGUCGACCAUUUCGCGCGCCACAGGGUCCGCGUUCGUGACAGACGUUGGUACUGACCGCAUCGUAGAGAUGAGUGUCAAGGACGCCAGUAUUAUCAAAGAACACGAUCUUUCGCCGAAUCAGGUUCCUGGAAUGAUCGACAUCGCAAGCGCAGGUAACUUCUUGUAUGCAAUGGUACCAGGUAAUGCAACAGUGGGCCCGGCUAUACUUGUUAUGGAUGUUUCAGGUGGCCAGGGAAUGGCGAAGGAAAUUCAGCGUUUUGAUAUGUCAGCGUUUGCUACUAGCACCGUGCAGGGCAUGGUGGCGAUGUAG